AACAAAGUUCCUUCUCGCAUGUUGAAUUCAGUGUUAUCGUUGUGAGAACUCGCUGGAUCCCAACGUUCUGAGAUAUGAACUCAGAGAGUGACUACGGCGCGACAGUCAGUUGUGGCAAUGGGAAGCUUAGACAAUGGCUAAUUGAGCAGAUUGACAGCGGGAAGUACCCUGGAUUGGUUUGGGAAAGUGACGACAAAACCAUUUUCAGAAUCCCCUGGAAACACGCCGGAAAACAGGACUACAACAGAGACGAGGAUGCUGCGCUCUUUAAGGCCUGGGCCCUCUUCAAGGGGAAAUUCAGGGAGGGGAUCGAUAAGCCAGACCCCCCCACCUGGAAGACGCGACUCCGCUGUGCGCUCAACAAAAGCAACGACUUCGACGAGCUGGUGGACAGGAGCCAGCUGGACAUAUCAGACCCCUACAAAGUCUACAGGAUCAUCCCCGAAGGAGCCAAGAGAGGAGCCAAGCAGAUAAGCGUGGAGGACCCGUCUUCUCACUCCAACUCUCACGGCUUCUCCGUUCACCCAUCAUACCCACCCCUGCAGCCUCAGGUGCCCGGCUAUAUUCCUCAUGAGAGGAGGGACUGGAGGGACUUUGUGCAGGACCCACAGACGCCCACAGAGCUGCAGUUCGGCCAGUGCCCAUACCCCCCGCGCAACCUCUCCUGGCAGGGGGUGCCCUGUGAGAACGGGUAUCAGGUAACAGGGUCCUUCUACACCUGUUCACCCACAGAGUCCCAGCCUCCUCCAGCCUUCUCUCUGGACCCCAGCAUGAGGUCAGCGGAGGCCAUGGCUCUCUCUGACUGCCGCUUGCACAUCUCCCUGUUCUACCGCGAGUCCCUGGUGAAGGAGGUGACCACCAGCAGCCUGGAGGGCUGCCGGAUCUCCACCUGCAUGGACGACAAGCUGCCCAGUAGCAUGGACCAGGUGCUGUUCCCCUUCCCCUACCCCCAGUCGCAGAGGAAAGGGGCGGAGAAGCUGCCUGCCGCGCUGGAGAGGGGCGUGCUGCUGUGGAUGGCGCCCGACGGGCUCUACGCCAAGCGCCUGUGCCAGGGCCGGGUGUUCUGGGAGGGGCCGCUGGCACCCUUCGCCGACAAGCCCAACAAGCUGGAGAAGGAGCAGACCUGCAAGCUGCUCGACACGCAGCAGUUCCUCAGCGAGCUCCAGGGCUUUGCCUAUCAUGGUAGGCCUGCCCCCAGGUUCCAGGUGGUCCUCUGUUUUGGGGACGAGUACCCCGACCCCCAGAGGCAAAGCAAGAUGAUCACUGCCCAGGUGGAGCCAGUGUUCGCCAAGCAGCUCCUCUACUUCGCCCAGCAGUCCAGCGGUCACUACAGCCGCGGGUACGAGAUGCCGGUGCAGUCGGCCACCCCCACGGAGGACUACCAGAGGCCUAUCCACCACCACGCCCUCCCGGAGUGAGGGUGCUGAUCUGCGGACACUAGCUGGGCCUGCAAAUGGACACUGCCACUACUGUGUGGAACUAAAACAGAAAGACAAGCUGGUUUCGAAUGUGGACCUCAAUGAGUUCUCAUCACUAAGGCGGACAUCUCUGGGCCAGGGGACGCAAAACUACACCAACGGACUUGGGCAGAAAAAAAACGUGGCGUCCUCCUUCCGUCUCUGUCCCUCUGUCCGUCCUUCCUC
This is a messenger RNA of Megalops cyprinoides (Indo-Pacific tarpon), 1643 nucleotides long. RefSeq names its product interferon regulatory factor 4-like. Gene Ontology annotation, biological process: immune system process; regulation of transcription by RNA polymerase II. Gene Ontology annotation, cellular component: nucleus. NCBI's taxonomy places the organism in Eukaryota, Metazoa, Chordata, Actinopteri, Elopiformes, Megalopidae. The coding region runs from base 75 to 1418 and encodes 447 amino acids. The transcript is spliced from 9 exons. The record is from RefSeq and is a predicted model, not a curated record. Gene Ontology annotation, molecular function: RNA polymerase II cis-regulatory region sequence-specific DNA binding; DNA-binding transcription factor activity, RNA polymerase II-specific; protein binding.